Vanessa tameamea is the source of this 1748-nucleotide messenger RNA. RefSeq names its product FAS-associated factor 2 (gene Faf2). The coding region runs from base 208 to 1518 and encodes 436 amino acids. The record is from RefSeq and is a predicted model, not a curated record. NCBI's taxonomy places the organism in Eukaryota, Metazoa, Arthropoda, Insecta, Lepidoptera, Nymphalidae. The transcript has 7 exons. Gene Ontology annotation, molecular function: ubiquitin binding. Gene Ontology annotation, cellular component: endoplasmic reticulum.
AUGACAUAUCAUGCAUGACAUGUCAACUUCUGUUACCUAGAUAAUGUGUACCGAGGCAUUUUAUUGAGAAAAACAUUUUAUUCUAACCAUUUUCUCAACAUUAUUUUUGUGUUAUUUUUGUUUAUAAGCACAUUUAUGUAGAGCUACGUAUACGAUACUUUAUAUAUAUUUGUUCUAUUGCUAAUAUCUUACUAAAAAGUUAUAGCAAUGGAUCUAGAAGACAAUGCAUUGGGUUUGACCCAAGAACAAACUGAUAAAAUUCUACAGUUUCAAGAUUUAACAGGAAUCGAGGAUAUGUCAAUAUGCAGAGAUGUUUUGCAAAGACAUCAAUGGGACUUAGAGGUAGCAAUACAAGAACAGCUUAAUAUACGAGAAGGUCGACCUUCUGUAUUUGCGACGGAAGCAAGGGCGCCUCCAGUCGUACACGACCACAUAGCUCAGCAAGUAUUUACAGAUGAGACUCCAGAAGGUCCCAUAGGAGUGAGAGGACUACUCCGCUAUGUUGUCAACUUAGUUGUAUCAAUGUGUUAUAGUACAAUAUCGUCUGUAUUGAACUUGCUUUUAAGUUUUGUGAGAAAUGAUGAAAGAAGAUUGGUAACAGACCCACUCGGAGAUGUGAUGACUUUCAUAAACACCUAUACAUCAAGAUACAACCCACACCCUGUGUUCUAUCAGGGCACAUAUGCACAAGCACUAAACGAUGCUAAAAAUGAAUUGAGAUUUCUUAUUGUGUACCUCCACUCAGAAUCAGCUACAGAGACACAAAACUUUUGCAGGACAACACUCUCAGAUCCAGAAGUGAUCCAAUACAUAAAUACACAUGGUCUCUUUUGGGGAUGUUCUAUUGAUACAUCGGAAGGGUGGAGGGUUGCACAAUCGGUGGGAGGUCGAAGAUACCCACUACUGUGUGUGGUGUGCGUGCGUGAACAUCGCAUGACAGUGGUAGCACGGAGUGAGGGUGCCUGCGCACCGCAGCAGUUGUUAGUAAGACUGCAGAGGGUGGUCACAGAGAACGAACCUCAUCUCGCCGCUGCUCGGGCUGACAGAGUGGAGCGCGAGGUGACGGCGCGGCUGCGCGCGGCGCAGGACGAGGCGUACGCGGAGUCGCUCGCCGCCGACCAGGAGAAGGAGCGGCGCCGCGCCGCCGACCGCGCCGCGCGCGACCAGCUGCAGCGCGACACGCUGCACCGCCAGCUGCAGGAGGAGCAGCGCCGCCUGCAGGUAAUAGCAGCUCGGGAAGAAAUGGCAUCUAAUUUGCCAGUCGAACCGUUGCCUGGUGCUGAUGUCGUUGUUUUACUCAUACGACUCCCUGGAGGAGAAAGACUCACUCGGCGUUUUCUUUUCUCUCACACCACACAGGAUUUGUACGAUUUCGUGUUCAGUAACUCACAAGCUCCAGAAGAAUUUGAAAUCACGACCAAUUUUCCAAAACGUAUCAUAACUCGAGGUACAUCAAACUUAAAAGACGUCGGUCUCAAAGACCGCGAUGUGCUUUUUGUCAAUGAUAUUAACGCAUAGACAUUUUAAUUAAUAUGCUAUUGGUAUCUAAUUUACAGAAAUGUUAAUGAGUUGUAGACAACAUAAAUAUGAAGUCAUCAUAAAUUAAUGUCUGUUUAUGAAAAUAUGUUCUAUAAGUUACUUAUAAGUCUGUAUAGUGUAAGUUGAUUCAUUAAAGAAUACUGAUGGAUUGAGAUGCGAUUACAAAAUUAGUUGUUUAUUAAAAUCUUAUGCAUAUUAGGAGCGUAAAA